Molecule: messenger RNA, 1320 nt
Organism: Diospyros lotus (date-plum)
Lineage: Eukaryota; Viridiplantae; Streptophyta; Magnoliopsida; Ericales; Ebenaceae
Product: phosphate metabolism protein 8
Exons: 8
Coding region: 53-1090 (345 amino acids)
Source: RefSeq, a predicted model, not a curated record
UACUAUUAUUCAGCUUAAUUUUCUAGCUAGCUAGCAACCCAAUUAAUUCUUCAUGUAUAAAUGGGCCAUUCAACCCUCACUCAUGGAUUAUCCGCCUCCUCUUGCAGCAGCAGCAGCUUGUUUGAACCCUUCCCCCUUCCACGAUCACUCAUCUCAUUCUCGGUUUGGGUUGUCAGGUUUACUGAUCUUGACGAUGGAUGCUGGUAGAAGGUCUAGCAGAGCCAAGUACGAGUGCUUGCUCUUUGAUUUGGACGAUACUUUAUACCCCAUGAGCUCAGGCCUCAACUUGGCUUGUCGCAACAACAUUGAAGAGUUCAUGUUGCAACAGUUGUAUAUUGAGGAAAAUGAAGUCUCUCGGAUGUGCUUGGAGUUGUAUAGGGAAUACGGCACCACAAUGGCUGGUCUAAAGGCUGUGGGUUAUGAAUUUGAUGACGAUGAGUUUCAUGCGGUUGCUCAUGGUAAAUUACCCUACGCCGAGGCUUUGAAACCAGAUCCACUGCUAAGGAACCUUCUGCUUUCUAUGCCUCAGCGCAAAUUAAUCUUCACCAACUCCAACAGAGAGCAUGCGGCAGAAGUGGUGAAGAGGCUGGGUCUGGAAGAUUGCUUUGAAGGUGUUAUAUGCUUUGAAACUCUGAAUCCCCUUCCUCCUCCUCCUCCUGCUUCUGCUGCUGCUGCUGCUGAUGAUGAUGAUAUUGAUCGUCAAGUGGUGGUGGCCGGCAGCUCAUCCUCAUCCUCGUCCACCACCUCCCCAAUACUCUGCAAACCCUCCCUCCAAGCAAUGCAAGCUGCCAUUCACAUUGCAAAUAUUGACCCAAGCAAAACACUUUUCUUGGAUGAUAGCGCACGAAACAUUGCAAGUGCAAAGGCAGCAGGACUUCACACCGUUAUUGUGGGAAGGUCAACGGUGGUUGAAGGAGCAGAUCAUGCCCUGAGUAGCAUCCACAAUAUCAAAGAAGCACUCCCAGAAAUAUGGCAAGCCGAAGAAGAAGAAGAAGAAGCAACCGUCGCCGCCACCCCCGGAGACCAAGUCAUCAUUCAAUCUAAUGCUGCCGCCGCCGCUGCCGCCGUUCAAGCUACAGUCUUCGCCUAAUUAUUAACUAUUUUCCAUUUUCAUAUAUAGCUAUAGAUACCCUAGCUAGCUCCCAUUCACACACUACUGUUGCACUAUACAUUUUUAAUAAAUCAGGUUUGCUAUUUCUAGCACCACAAAGAGUAUGUAUGUAUGUAUAUAUGUAUAUGUUUACACCCACCACCCCAGCUAUAUAAUUAAUGUUCAUGUGUUAAUUACUCUACUAUUUGGAAUUAAAUAUUGCAGUUCUU